AUGACUCAACCCAACCCUUACAUCAUGGCCGCCGAAAACCCCGCCGGGGUUCUCGCUCUCCUACAAGCCAACCCCUCCAUCGCAACCGGUCAAGAUGAGCACGGAUACUCGCUCCUUCACGCCGCCACGUCGUAUGGACACAUCGAUUUGCUCCACGCCCUGGUGAACGAAUACAAUGUGGACGUGAACCUACUCGACGAAGACGGCGAGACCUGCCUAUUCGUGACGGAGACCGUCGACAUCGCCAAAUGUCUCGUCGAGGAGCUGCGGGUGGACUUCUACCGCAAGAACUACGAGGGAUUCACGGCGCUGGACAACAUCGAAACCGAAGACGCUUUCCCCGAGGUCGCCACCUAUCUUCGACAGGUGAUGGGUCUCCCGAUACCCGCUGAGAAGCCGGCGGAUGCGCUGAACCCCGCCCCGCCGCUGCCGCCGAAUAUCCAGGUCAACAUGGGGACGGUGUCGGAGCAGGAAGUCAACGCGGGUGCCGAUCAGGUGGAUCCGGAGUUCAAGCGCCGGAUUGAUGAGCUGGCGGCGCGCGAGGACUUCCACAGCGAGGAGACGCAGAGUGAAUUGCGAAACUUGGUUCAGGACGCUCUGCGGGGGAAUGUCGAUACCCAGGAUCGGGAAGUGCGGCGUCGAGUGGAUUAG
Aspergillus melleus is the source of this 651-nucleotide messenger RNA. Its product is annotated as ankyrin repeat protein. Gene Ontology annotation, molecular function: protein binding. Bases 1 to 651 code for a protein of 216 amino acids. NCBI's taxonomy places the organism in Eukaryota, Fungi, Ascomycota, Eurotiomycetes, Eurotiales, Aspergillaceae. The transcript has a single exon. The record is from RefSeq and is a predicted model, not a curated record.